This is a messenger RNA of Camelus dromedarius (Arabian camel), 948 nucleotides long. RefSeq names its product olfactory receptor 1D2-like. Lineage: Eukaryota; Metazoa; Chordata; Mammalia; Artiodactyla; Camelidae. Gene Ontology annotation, cellular component: plasma membrane. The record is from RefSeq and is a predicted model, not a curated record. Gene Ontology annotation, biological process: G protein-coupled receptor signaling pathway. Gene Ontology annotation, molecular function: G protein-coupled receptor activity; olfactory receptor activity.
CAGACAGUCAGAAAAAUGGAUGGAGGCAACCAGAGUGGUGUCUCCAAGUUCCUGCUCCUGGGGCUCUCAGAGCAUCCUGAGCAGCAGUGGGUUCUGUUUUGGAUAUUCCUGUCCAUGUACCUGGUCAUGGUGGUGGGAAAUGUGUCCAUCAUCCUGGCCAUUGGCUCCGACUCCCACCUGCACACGCUCAUGGACUUCUUCCUGGCCAACUUCUCCUUCACCGAUCUCUUCUUUGUCACCAACACAAUCCCCAAGAUGCUGGUGAACCUUCAGUCCCAGAACAAAGCCAUCUCCUACACGUGUCCUACUCUGACACAGCUCUACUUCCUGGUCUCCUUGGUAACCCUGGACAACCUCCUCCUAGCCACAAUGGCAUAUGACCACUAUGUGCCCAUCUGCCGUCCCCUGCACUAUACCACGGCCAUGAGCCCUGGGCUUUGUAUUUCACUCCUGACCUUGUGUUGGGCACUCUCCGUCCUCUAUGGCCUCAUCCACACCCUCCUCAUGACAAGGGUGAGCUUCUGUGGGUCCUAGAAGAUCCAUUACAUCUUCUGUGAGAUCCUGUUGAGACUCGCAUGUUCCAACACCCAAGUCAAUCAUACAGUGCUUACUGCCACAGGCUGCUUCAUCUUCCUCAUCCUUUUUGGGUUCAUGCUCAUGUCCUAUGUCCGGAUUGUCAGAGCCAUCCUCCAAAUGCCCUCAGCCUCUAGCAAGUAUAAAGCCUUCUCCACCUGUGCCUCCCAUUUGGCCGUGGUCUCCCUCUUCUAUGGGACACUUUGCAUGGUAUAUCUGAAGCCCCUCCACAGCUACUCCAUGAAGGACUCAGUGGCCACAGUGAUGUAUGCUGUGGUGACCCCCAUGAUGAACCCUUUCAUCUACAGCCUGAGGAACAAGGACAUGCAUGGGGCUCUAAGAAGACUCCUCCUAGGGAAGCCUUCCAUAGGUUGA